GCUUCGCGCGUUUGCUUCCCAAUCGCGCGCCAGUGCGCACGCACCGCCAUUGCUGCUGCCCUCCCGCGCGUGUGCGUCGCCGAUCAUUCCUAAGCCCUCGAGGCUUAGGCCUUGCGCGCUUGCGCCCCAACCGCGCCUCUCGAUUUGUAUCGCACGCCCAUCAUCCGCUCCUCGUGCGUACGCGUCCGUGCCCACCAUGCCUUCUCCUACUCGGCCUCGGCUUCCGCUUGCGUCUCCAUUACUCGCGCGCCCAGCGCGCCCCUCUCGCCCGUCGCUUGCUGCCUGCGCGUACCGUCCAACACCCGCGGCCUGCUUGCCUACCGCGCCACCGCGUGCACCCGCGUGCACCCGCGUACACCCGUAUGCUGGUCAGCGGUCCUCGCGCAUCACCGCCCGAUGCGCGCCUCUUGCCUGUUCGACCCUCGGUCACCCCCGACCAUCCUUCGGCCUCGACGACCACUUCCGUAUCAUUCCCCUCCUCUUCAAGAUGUUCCUUGUCCCCAAGGAUGAGAAAGUUCAGCACAUCCACAUCACUAUCUUCUUCUUCAACGGGGAAUUCACCUUGAUCCUCAGUCCUCAAUUUAAUGCCUCGUGUCCGUUGGCCACCUUGACACCAUACCUCUUGACUUUCGUGGAUUUUAGCUUCAGCUUUUGGUCUAUCCUUUCAUCGAUGAAAUUUAAGCUCGACCCACUGUCCACCAGAACUUCUAACAACAUGUCUUUUACCUCGGCCGUGAAUCUGAUCAUCCUAGGCCCACGCUUGUUGCACUUCACCAUGUGCAACCAAGACUCUUCCUGCGGCUUUUCUUCCUCUCGUCCCUCCUCAAUUUCCAACACAAAAAUUUCCUUACCCUUGCACUUUGCAUCAACUUCAAGAGGCCCGAAAAGAGAACCACAUCCAAAAUGGGGUUUUUCACUCGAUGGAUCUCAACCUUCGUUCAGUGCGAUCACACACGACCUACCACCUACACCACCAGAAUAUGUCGCCCGUCCCCCACCGCAAAAAUCUUCUGAAGUUGGUACGGAGCAAAGAAAAAGAGAAGAUGAGGGUGAAAAGCGUAGGAAAUAUGUUGAACCAGCCAGCAACGCACUUGUUGUCUUUGGAGAUACAGUGAAAAAACCUAAGUAUACUAUUAUUUCGAGACUAAAGAAUAAAACAGACCCUCGGCCGAUAAUGAAAAAUUUUCUCCAAAACUCUUGUCCGUUCGAUGUUGAUUUCUGGAGAAUAUCUACCAUUGAUCCGGACACAAUGGUUUACAAUAUUUGGAUGGACACGGGCGUUCUGAAACGGCCCCGAAAAGUUGGAGAUGGGAAGUUGAAACCGCCGUUUGAUUUCAAUGUUACUGUUGUGACGGAUAAGAGCUGGUUUUACACUAUACAUGAACCGGGAAAAUUCCUUGAUAGUAGUCACAUGGAUGUUUUGUUCUACUAUCUGCGCAAGAGCGGGUUGUACGGGACGACGACCCAAUUAAGGUUCACAACAACCGAUGUGCUAUUCGACCAGCACAUUAAGGCACUAUAUACAUCGUUUUUGGGAAAACCGCCCGGCCAGGUUGCAUGCUCUGUCGAGGACAUGAUUAUUGACUAUAUUUUUUGGCCACAAGAUUAUAUGUGGAGUUUCGUGGUCUGA
Striga hermonthica is the source of this 1630-nucleotide messenger RNA. NCBI's taxonomy places the organism in Eukaryota, Viridiplantae, Streptophyta, Magnoliopsida, Lamiales, Orobanchaceae. The record is from the annotation of a GenBank genome assembly.